AUGCCUCCAAAGAAAAAGGCAUCGGCGCCAAGUCAGAAAACCGUGCAAAAGAAGAAAGAGAAAAUUGUCGAGGACAAAACGUUCGGUUUAAAAAAUAAAAAAGGUAAAAAGCAGCAAGAGUACGUUAAGCACUUAUCCAAUCAGGUUAAAUAUGGACAACAAGGUCCAAACAAGGCUGAACAGCAAAAGUUUGAGGAUAAAAAAAAGAAAAGCGAAGCACAAAAAGAAAGAGAUGAAAUGGAGAAGUUAUUUAGACCUGUCAGUCAAAAAGCUUCUGCAGGAGCAGACCCAAAGUCGCUUUUGUGUGCCUUUUACAAGCAAGGAAAUUGUAGUAAAGGUGAUAAAUGCAAAUUUUCUCAUGAUAUGUCCUUGGAUCGAAAAACUGAGAAAAGGAGUGUAUAUAUUGACUCAAGAGAUGAAGACGACUUAAAAGAUGACACAAUGGACAAAUGGGAUCAAGAAAAGUUAGAGGAGGUUGUAAACAAGAAGCACGGUAGUGAAAAAGCCAAACCUAAAACUGAAAUCGUUUGCAAGUACUUUCUAGAAGCUAUUGAAAAAGGUCUGUAUGGUUGGUUUUGGGCAUGCCCUAAUGGCGGAAACAAAUGUAUGUAUCGACAUGCACUUCCACCUGGAUUUGUGCUUAAAAAAAAUUCAAAGAAGGAUGAAGUAGAUGAAACCACAUCACUAGAAGAACUUAUAGAAACAAAGAGGGCGAAUCUAGGUUCAGAGCUAACCAAAGUUACGUAUGAAACUUUCAUAGUUUGGAAGAAGAAUAGGUUGGAAGCGAAACGAAAGAAAGAAGAAGCAGAUACGAAGAAGAAAAAAGCCGAACUAAAAGCCGGACGAAGCAUUGGAAUAAGUGGCAGAGAAGUUUUUCAAUUUCAACCUAGCCUUGUUGAAGAAGCCGACGAUGACGAAGAAGAGGCAGUUUUCGAGCGAAAGGCAGAAACAGAUGAGACAAGUAACGUAAAAUACAUUGAUUUAACCUUUGAAGAAUUACUUGCCGCAGCUACAGAUGAUGAGCCAACGUCGAAGAAGACGACAUCAAAGGGUGCUAGUAAAAGUAAGGAAGGAAACGCUGCUGAUGAUGGCGAUGAUAACAAAUUAGGAGAGGCUGCAGGUUACUCCAACGUUACAGAUGAUGGAAAUGCUGCCGUCGCUGGCAGUAGCGAUAACGCCACUGCUAAUAGUGGAAGCUUAUUAAUAGAAGAAGAUUUAUUUAUGGAUGACAUAGAUGAGGAUCUAGAAAAUUUGGAAUUAAACGAUUGA
Messenger RNA from Trichoplax adhaerens, 1269 nucleotides. RefSeq lists its product as uncharacterized. Gene Ontology annotation, biological process: cytoplasmic translation. Gene Ontology annotation, molecular function: mRNA binding; metal ion binding. The transcript is spliced from 12 exons. Gene Ontology annotation, cellular component: cytosol. Lineage: Eukaryota; Metazoa; Placozoa; Uniplacotomia; Trichoplacea; Trichoplacidae. The record is from RefSeq and is a predicted model, not a curated record. Bases 1 to 1269 code for a protein of 422 amino acids.